UGGCUAGUGUGACUUAUCUGUGACAAUGUGUUCAAAUCCUACAGAACUCCCUGUAAUUUAAUUUGUUAUUUCACAUCACUGACUCAGGUCAGUUAAUAUUUAAACUAUACUUCUAAGUCAUAUCUUGAAAACCCAGUUAUCCUGGAGUUAUGUGUACUAUGUAUUCCUCUCAAUAUAAAGCCAUCGUGAAAAACACAAUGUUAAAAAUGUAUCUAAUUAUAAACAAAUUGACUUUCCAGCUGAUGAACAAUACAUCUCUAACUUAAAAUUUGCAUACAAAACUGGUUACUCUAUAAUGCUAUUUAAUUUCUUGUUAGCAAAAACAUUUCAGUAAUAAAUCUCACAGGGUAGUUCUGUUCUUACUGUUUAAAGCUACCUUCAAAGUACAGUAUUUGGCAAAGUUGAACACACCAAACUUUUAACAGCUGCUAAGCAGUAAAGCAUGUCAUGUAAUCGUAAUUUAUUUACUUCAUGUUUGUUUCCGGGCCCCUGGUGGCGGUUUGGUGGUACAGUACUAAGGAUUCGAGCUAGUCUCGAGUGAUUUCAUCAUUUAAUUUUAAUUGUUUGUAGAGUUGUUUGCCAUUUUUUAAAUUUUGCUUCCUGUAAACCUUGCAGUUGUAAGUUUUCAGCACCUCUGUGAGGGGAGGCCAGGUUCUGGUUUUGGUCCCUGGUAGGCUAAUGAACUCCUGCAACUGAUGUGACUUGGUAGACAGGAGCACUCUCAGCAAGAUAGCUUCAAGGAGCCACAAAGGAGCUCAUCACACAAAAAAAAAAGUGGUUGCGUGAGAAAGAAGAGUUAUGUGACGUUGUGGUCGUAGGUAGUGAUGGUCAACACACCGCUGCACAUAGUUGCGUGCUUGCUGCUCACUCGACUGUCAUAGCUGGCGUUCUGCAGGGACGUCUAGCAGCACAGCGUGAUUGGUCUGUCUUACGUCCCCUUGUUAUUUCCCUAGAUGAUGUCAACCUGAAACCUUCCAUGCCACAGGAAGGUGGCAUACCAGAGGUGAACAUGAUGGAGGCAUUGGUAGGCCUAUUAUAUGGGGAAAUAGUUCAUGUGCCAGCAGUAUACCUAGCCACCCUCAGUCACUAUGCUCACAUGCUUGGCCUGUCUCAUCAAGUCUGUGCUUGUUUGGAAAUGAGAAAGGCAGAAAACUCAAUACAGUUAACAGAAAAUAAUACUAGUAAUCAGAAAAAUGCCACUAGAAAAAAACAUAACAGAAAACCCAUCUUGAUUAAAAGUUUUGACCAAAGAAAAGUGAGUGACGUGAAGCAAGUGGAACAAGUGAGUGAAGUUAAUCUAACAAGUGAAGCUGUGCAAAAUCCAUUACCAGUCUCUUUACAAAGCAAACAGUCAAUGGACUAUUCCUUAUCUGAUACUUUGGGAGUGAAAGUUGACUGUGAAAAUAGCAUACUGGAAUUGUCUAUGCUAUGUAGUGAUGUUCCUGAUAUGAAUGUUUCUACAAACAGCAACUGGGCUCCUGUUCCAGUUAGGGAGGAACUUCUAAAUUAUGAACACCAGUCAGAUUCACAAAUUCAAGAUUCCAAUACAAAUGCAUGUAGCUUUGAGAAUUCUCCAUCCUUGGAAGUGAUAAGAGAUAUUACCAUAGAGACACCUAUGGAACCGCUGAAUAUUAAAAUGGAAAGCAUUAGUAAUGCUGAUGUUGAAAAUGAUGGAAAUAUACAUAGUACAAAUGUUGGAACAAGUGAUAUUUUAAGUUUAGUUGUCAAUGCAGAGCAAGAGGUUAGUGUGUUUUGUAGCGAUACUCAGCAGUUACAGCAUCAAAAAAAGCAACAGAAGCAGAAGUCAAUUGGGAAGGGACUUGUUUGUGCAGUGUGCGGGUCAUCUUUCCAGCGAUGUGGAGAUCUAGUGAAGCAUGUACAGCACAUGCAGCACUUUACAUCACAAUGUCCACUCUGCUUUGUUCAAAUACGAGAACCAGAAGGACAGCGACUUCAUUUUGCUCUUCAUGACCAGGAGCUGCCAUUCUUUUGCAUGUACUGUGAGUUAAGGUUUCGAACUCGGGCUGCCUUAACUAUGCACACUCCAAAGCAUUCUACUACUAAACCGUUUGUUUGUAGUGAAUGUGGGAGAGGAUUCAAAUGGCGCCAUGCCCUCCAAGCUCACUUGUACACACACAGUCCCACGAGCCGUGUGCUGUGUGAUAUAUGUGGGUUUUCUUCCAAGUACGUGAGCAGCUUCAAAGCUCACUUGGUGCAGCAUUCUGGUCGAGCAUUUCCUUGUCCUCACCCAGGAUGUGCCUUCACGUCUAACCGCAAGACUCAUCUCAACGACCAUCUUGCUACACAUUCAAAGACAAGGGUGCAUCAGUGUGAAGUGUGCGGUCACUCUUUCUCCCAUGCAAAGAAUAUGCGGCGUCAUAUGCGACUUCAUGCACCCCCUUCCAACCGACUGACAUGCACAGUAAUAUCCAAACUGCAGUGUAACUUCAGAACUACAAGGCCUGACAAGCUUCGAGACCAUCUUACAAAGAAACACAACCUUAGUCGCCAUUCUGUUCCUUCAGAUCCUCUUGCUAAAGUGUUAGGUACAUCAUCAUCUACUGUGGCAAAUAGUGAUGAUGGUUUAUUUCAAAAUCAAUCUUUAGGUACAUUGCCAGGCAUUGAUGGCAUAAAGUCAAAAAAUGAAACUGAAUUUACAUCCAUUGUUCAAGAACCAACUACAAAUACACUAAACUUAAAUAGAUUACACCAUAAAUCAGGAACAUCUAAGAGAAUAUCUAAUGUUACUGUUGAAAAGGAAAAAAAUGUUCAGGUUACCAAUCAGGUAUGUGACUCUCAGCUUGGGGGUCACAGUGAUGUGUGCAGUGAACAGGAAACCUUUUCAGUGCUUGUUACAUCACCAGACAUUGUGCAGCUGGCCGAUAUUCAGACAUUAGAAAAUCAUGCACAGCAAUCAGUAAAGCAACAGACUGUUACAGAACUUGCAGAUAGUUUUCCCUCAAGGUUCUUGGUGGAACAUGGUAUUUUAUUAGGCAAGUCGGACUCAUCUGUUAUGAACGAGUCACAACAGCUAGAAAGUGGAAAUAUGUCCUCUCUUCAAAAUAAUCUUAUUACUCCAUCAGAUCAUAAAUUAAGGUUGUCAGUUAAUGGUUCAAUUCAGAACCAAGGUAAUCUAGACUUAGUCACCAGUACCCACGUUGAAACAAUGUCCUACUCUAAUAAUUGUGCUUUCUCAAGGUCAGAAGAGAGCGUUCUAGAGGUUAUGGCACCUUCCGGGGAUAUACCGGGAGCUGCUACUACAAAUCAAUCAGGUAUGAGCUUGAUGGCUCAAGAGACUUUACAAAAGAAAUCAAUUAAACAAGAGCAUUGCAUGGAAUCCCUGAACAUAUUAGAAUUUAUGUUAGAUAAUGUCACAGACUAAUUUAACACACACAAUAGAAUCCAAUAGGCUCAGGAAUCUGUACACCAGUUGAUUGACAGUUGAGAGGCGGGACCAAAGAUUCAAAGCUUAACCUCUGAGUACAACUAAGCAAGUACACAUAGUUCCUAUCUACAAGAGAGGCAGCAGGCUACACUUUGGUAAUUACACAUGCAUGCAUUCAUGAGGGGUCAAUUUUUGUGUCAAAGCAGAAACAUUUGGGCAACAUUUCCUGCUGCCUUUGUUCACCUAGCAGUAAAUAGGUAACUGGGACUUAGCUGCUGUUGGGUUUGUUUAGUGUAUAUGAGGAGAAAAUAGGUUGGGAAUCAUUACAUUAGAUAACCGACAGCUGGAAAGGCUGGUCCUACGGUUAACGUCUCUAUCCAGGAGAGACAAUUAAAAUCAUCUUUGACACCACAAUUACAACUACCAUGUAGCAGGGCAACACAAGUCCAGAGAGGAAAAAAUGGAAGCAGUAUAGGAAAAAAAUUGGUUAGGAAAGUAAUCCUAAUUAAAGAGGGAUUUUCACUUUCACUAUUGGUUCUUGUGUAGUUAUUUAACUUUUGUAAAUUUACAUAUGACAGUUUCCUACCCCAUUUUGGAUCAGAGUUGGGGUGUAUUUCUCCCAAAAUAGUGGUACGUCAACCAAACUGUGAUAUUGAGAAUAAAAUUCAUAUGGCAUAACAUCAAAAUAUGCAUUUAUGAAGUCUCUCUAGCAGGCAAAACAUGCUCGAGUAAUGUUUAAUAAACAAUGGAUCAAUGUUUUCAACAUUUGUUACACUGUCAUUUUCCUAGAUUUGUCGAAAGGAGAGGGGGGGGGGGGGUUAUGUCAACAUAGUAGUUUGUCAGUGUAUGAAAAUCACAAAUUUUUACUUUGUGUAUACAGUAUAGCUCAUGAAAAUUUAUACAUGUAACAUUUGACUACGAUGUAUCCAUCUACUAUAAGAAAAAUAAAAGAUUGUAUUUACCCAAAUUAAUUUUGUAGUUCUUAAAACCUUUGCUGUUUUGUUAAGAGGUGGAAGUGGUAUUAGAAGGUACUUUGCUGUUUUAUUUACAUUGUCUUUUUAGUGUUUUUAAUAAAGGAUUGGUGUACAAAUAUAUAUAUAGUACAGGUAUAGCAAAAAUUAAAUAGAUUAUAAGACCCACAUGUAUUAUAUUGUCUUCAUAAUUUUUGAAAAUAUUUACCAUUUUCAUUCCCGCUUCAAGUUAUGCCUUGUCGUGGUGAGGGGUGCUCCCAAGGGUCAGGGGAUUUCUUCGGCCUCCUCUCUGGGUGUUGUAUGUGCAACCCCAUAGUUUAAAUCUAUGACCUCUUGUUCUUGAAGUUCCAGGUCUCAGGAAUUUAUUCCUAUCAAUUUUGUCGAUUCCCGUUACUAUUUCGUAUGUACAGUACUGUAGUUAUCACAUUGCCUCUUCUUCUAUCUUUUAGUUUUGGCAUAUUUAAUGCCUCUAACUUAUGUGCUUCUUAAAAUACAAGCACCAUACAAUUGCUACUUAUUCCAGCUUUGGUCUAACAAAAGUUAUGAACAAUUUCUUCAGUAUUUUGCCAUCCAUGUCAACAUUGCUUCUUGAGGCAAUUCUGAAGUUGGAAAGCAUAGCAUAGGAUCCUUGCACAACGUUCUUUAUGUGGUCCUUGGGCGAGUUUUGUGUCUAGAACCACCUCUAGAUCUUUCUCUUUAUCAGAAUUCUUUAAAGAUUUCUCACAUAUUUUAUAGGUUGUGUGGGGAUCUAUGCUCUCCUAUUCCACUUUCCAUAACAUGACAAUUAUUCACAUUAAAUUCCAUUUGCCAUGUGGUGCUCCACACACUUAUUUUGUCCAGUUUUUCUUGAAGGGCAAGACAAUCAUCCAAGUUUCUCAUCUUCCCUAUUAUCUUGGCAUCAUCGCAAACAUGUUCAUGUAAUUCUGCAUUCCAUCUGGUAGAUCAUUUAUGUAGACAAUGAACGUGCAUUGGGUAUUAUGUUUCCAGAUUUGAAUCGGUACAAUUCAGCCUGUUUACUUUUUAAAUAUAUACAAAUUUUAAUACUGUAUUAUUGAAUCUAAAAAAAGAAGAAAAAAAAAGAAAUAUAACAUUAAUUUAUUAGUGAUGUAAAACUAAUAUUUUCCUGCACAAUCAACCAUCACCCACAAGUUAUGCUCUUUCCCUUUCUCCCAUCUAAUUGCAGAAGUGCCGGAGCAGUGCUCCAGCGAGCUCUGGCAGCACUGCAUGCAAUGACUCACAAUGGCUUGGUGUAACUCGAUGUGUGUGGUGCUAACCAGGUGGCUAGCAACAGGAAGCCACUGUGGAGCUCAAAAAAGUGCAUUUUUUGUUUCCAGAUUUAACAAAUCAGAAUUUUGGAGGUGCUUCUGAGAAUAAGAUGGACACUGCAAUAAAUACCUUUACCUCAAGAUUUCUAGUCUACCAUAAAUAAUCUAGCCCGCAUAUUAACCUUCAAUUAUAACCAUUUUUCCUGCUUAAUGGGCAGUUUUUUGGCUGUUACUGUAUUUUCCAUUUUUAUCAUGCCUUUUGAUGUAACUUUCAAUACUGUAGUUUAAAAGUUGAACCAGUCUACAUAUAUUCUGCUGCCCAAUACUUGCAUACCCAUUAUAUUAUGAAUGCAUCUAAUCAUUUAUUUGAACCAUAUGCACAUUUUAAUUUUGUAUUAAAUUUUAAAACUAAUUGUCCCCAUGCUGAAAGCAGUAUUUUUGACAUUCAAGCCAGGAAGUGCACAUAUCCUUAUUACCACCAUUAUAAUUUUAUCCUAACACUAUUUACUCUAUUCUACCACUUGUCACAAUCCUCAUCACUUGCUCUGCAAUGUACACUACUCUGUGCAAUUCAUAUCUUGCCCCCUCCCCAUAUACCCCUGGUCACACUUCUUUCUCUGAUGUACAUUAGUUAUUGGCUACAAGUUCAUCUCAAAAGGUGUCCUUAAUUAAGGUCUGAAUAUACCAUUACAAAUGCAUAUAUACAAAAUUAACAAAUAUGUACAUAUUUGUACAUUAUUUGGGCUUGGGGAGUAGAACUCCUCCCAGAACCCCAUCAACCAGGUAUCAACUUCCAUUUUAAUUUGAUUACACUAUUCUAGAUGUAAAUUAACAUGGUAGAGUCUUAAUGUAUUAUUGAUUCUCUUGGCUCCUGGAGAUAUCACAGCACUCAGGCUACCUCAGGGUUAUAAAAGAACCAUUUAUUUUAAUGUCAAAGUGUGUGCAGGAAUGACUAAAUUAUGUUCACAACAAAUCUGUAGCUUUAUUUACACAAUCUGCUGUUAAAUACAAUGGAGAAUCAUAAAACAUAACAAAAAUGCAUGGUAAACCUAUCAAAAUAAAUUAAAACUAUAUUAGUGAAUUAAAUUAUUUUAAUAAAAGUAUUUGAUGCUCUUAUAUUUCUUUGAAAUUCUUUUCAUCAGGCCAUACUACUAAAUAUAAAGGGCUGCUUAUACAUAUUAUCCAGCAGCCAACAUCAAGAUGGAUAUAGGAAAGAAAUAUAACUAGUGACAAAGUUAAAACACGUGGCAUACUAU
Messenger RNA from Procambarus clarkii (red swamp crayfish), 6877 nucleotides. NCBI's taxonomy places the organism in Eukaryota, Metazoa, Arthropoda, Malacostraca, Decapoda, Cambaridae. The record is from RefSeq and is a predicted model, not a curated record.